Molecule: messenger RNA, 3713 nt
Organism: Trifolium pratense (red clover)
Lineage: Eukaryota; Viridiplantae; Streptophyta; Magnoliopsida; Fabales; Fabaceae
Product: pentatricopeptide repeat-containing protein At5g39350
Exons: 3
Coding region: 75-2078 (667 amino acids)
Biological process (GO): RNA modification
Molecular function (GO): protein binding; RNA binding
Source: RefSeq, a predicted model, not a curated record
UUGGGUGCGGUGAACGGUAUAUAUAGGUUGAGAACUUUUGGGUUAAAUGCAACCGACGAACGAAUGUAGCAACAAUGAACAAAGCGAAUAGAUUUUUCAGCACUGCAUCACCACACUUUGAAUCUCUCUUACGAAAAUAUUCAGCUUCCAAUUCUCUUUCAGAAACUAAAAAAAUUCACGCUUUAAUCAUCACCUAUGGCCUAUUCUCUUCUUCCCAACUCUGCUCCAAGCUCGCCACAACCUACGCUCAAUGCCACCAUGUUUCCUACGCCUCCCAACUGUUCGAUAAAUUGCCUAAACGAACUUUGUUCUCCUGUAACACCAUGAUGAGGAUGUAUGUUCAAAUGGGUCGUCCCCGUGAUGCCCUCAACAUGUUUGUUGAAAUGUUUCGUUCCGGUCGGUGUCUGCCCGAUAACUUCACAUACCCAAUUGUUAUCAAGGCUUGUAGUGAGUUGUUAUUUGUUGAUAUGGGUGUUGGAGUUCAUGGGCAGACUAUUAAGGCUGGGUUUGAUUUGGAUACAUUUGUUCAGAACUCUUUGUUGGCAAUGUAUAUGAUUGCUCGGGAGAAAGAAGCAGCACAGUUGGUUUUUGACUUGAUGGAAGAACCCACUGUGGUGUCUUGGAAUACUUUGAUUAAUGGCUACUUUCGGAAUAAUUGUGCGGAGGAGGCGUUGCGGGUUUAUAGUCGAAUGAUGGAUGAGGGUGUAGGACCUGAUUGUGCAACUGUGGUUUCGGUUUUACAGGCUUGUGGGGUUUUGAAGAAUGUGGAGCUUGGGAGAGAGGUUCAUGCGUUGGCUCUUGAGAAAGGUUUUUGGGGGAAUGUGGUUGUUAGAAAUGCACUGUUGGACAUGUAUGUUAAGUGUGGGCAGAUGAAGGAAGCACAGUUGUUGUUGAAUGGGAUGAAUGAGAAGGAUGUGGUGACUUGGACAACUUUGAUUAAUGGAUAUGUUGUGAAUGGUGAUGCAAGAAGUGCUCUGAUGUUGUGUCGAAUGAUGCAGUUGGAAGGAGUGAAACCGAAUUUGGUUAGUGUAGCUUCUCUGCUAUCAGCCUGUGGUGAUUUGGUUUCUUUGAAACACGGCAAGUGCCUACAUGCGUGGGCAAUAAGGAAAGACCUUGAUUCUGAGGUCGUUGUGGAAACUGCCUUAAUUGAUAUGUAUGCAAAAUGCAAUGAUAGCAACCUCAGUUAUAAAGUGUUUAUGAAAACCUCGAAGAAGAGAACUGCCCCGUGGAAUGCAGUACUAUCUGGGUUCGUACAUAAUAGGCUUGCAAGAAAUGCAAUACAACUCUUCAAACAGAUGUUAGUGGAAAAUGUACGGCCCGACAGUCCAACCUUUAAUAGUCUUCUUCCUGCAUAUGCUAUUCUUGCUGACCUCAAACAGGCGAUGAACAUACACUGUUACCUUAUAAGAUUUGGAUUUCUUUGCAAACUUGAAGUAGCUAGUAUGCUAGUUGAUAUAUACUCAAAGUGUGGAAGUUUAGGAUAUGCUCACCAAAUUUUUGAUAUAAUUCCUCCCAAAGACAAGGAUAUUAUUAUUUGGAGUGUAAUAAUUGCUGCUUAUGGAAAGCAUGGGCACGGUGAAAUGGCUGUCUCACUUUUCAAUCAGAUGGUCCAAUCUGGUGAGAAACCAAAUGAAGUGACUUUCACCUCUGUUCUGCAUGCUUGCAGCCAUGCAGGUUUGGUUGAUGAGGGUUUGUCUCUGUUCAAUUUUAUGCUAAAAAAAUACCAAGUUAUUCCACGUGUUGAUCAUUAUACAUGCAUAGUUGAUCUUCUUGGCCGUGCUGGUCGACUGAAUGAUGCUUACAAUCUUAUCAUAACAAUGCCUAUAGCACACAACCAUGCUGUAUGGGGUGCACUACUUGGUGCAUGUGUGAUACAUGAGAAUGUUGAACUGGGAGAGGUGGCUGCUAGGUGGACUUUUGAGCUUGAACCUGAAAACACUGGAAAUUAUGUUCUGUUAUCAAAACUCUAUUCUUCUGUAGGAAGGUGGAGAGAUGCAGAGAAUGUCAGAGAUAUGGUAAAUGAGGUGGGAUUAAGAAAACUACCUGCUCGCAGCUUAGUUGAGGUUAGCAAUAUGUGAAUUGGACACGUUCUUAUAGAGUAAGAUCAGAGGUCAGGUUAACAACAUUAGCCAGAAACAUGAAAAUUCUAUCCAAAAUGGGUGAAGGCAUUUCCUUCUUAGAGGGAGCAGUGCCUACUACUUGUUGGUUGUCAUUAUGUUAAUUAUGAUGGAGAUAAAUGUUACAUAAAUAUAUUUGGCAACAUAGAGUUCAAGGAGGAGAAUUGGGCUCCAAUUUCCCUGAAUGCACUUUGUUACUUUACUACCCAAUUGCCAAUACUGGUGCUUUUCUCACACAUUCAUCGUCUUACAAGUUUUACAGUUGCUAAUGCCAUGUUUGCGGUUUCAUCCGAUACAGUUUUCCAAGUUAUUCAGGAUUCUUACCUUUACGAAGGUUGUGUCAAUUCAUUUUGCACUCCUUAGUCCUGCUACUACCACUUAAUCCCAUUCUCUUUAUAUGUAGUUGGAUUUUGUUGCUACUUCCAGUUGGUUUAAGGAAUCACGGAACAAGAUAUGGCAAUUGUUUGUUCCUUGCCAUUGGUUUAUGUGGAACUCAUAAUGAAUUUAUUUUGAUGACAAGCGUGUUCUGUUGCCAGAUAUCCAGAGAUUACAUGUUAAUGAUUUGAAACGGCGAGAUGCAUAUAUAUCCAAGCCGAUACUGCAGUGUGAAAUAUCAAUGGAAUUUCCUUUUGUAAGAUAUGUUGCUGCAUUGGAUGAAAUCCCACAUUCAUAGUGUGAGAAUGUACAAUGUUAUUGUAGAAUUUGAUUCUUUACAAGCUUUGCACCAAGAUGAGAAAGGAGUUGAGUAAACAUGUCUAUCGGGUUGUGAUCUUUGAUAUUUGUCUGCUCCUACAUUAUGCUUUGCUCCAAGUUCGUAUCUGUUACACAAAGGGGGUAUAAUUUGUUCAUGUACCUCAAUUUGUGAUCAGCUCCACACCCUCCCGCUCGGCCUCACAUGUACAUUUGGUUCAAGUAGCCUUCACGGCUUCACUUGUUUAGUCCACCAAGAUAAAUAAGGUUUGAUCUUCACUGCAAAAGCAACCAAUUUUUAUGCAUGGGAAAGGAGGCUACACCAACUUAAGACUUCACGAGGGACUCUGGUGGACUGGAGCCUAUGUAAUGGGACUUGGAGAUCUAAUUAAUCUUCCUCAAGUACAGGUUGGAAACCAGGAAGAAGCACGGUUUUCAUUCUUACAGGGUGGAUAUGUAGAAGAUUUUGAAAAUCAAGUAAGCUGUGACUAAAUUUGUUAUCUUGUAUCUCAUCAGCAAAUGUUGAGGAAGAAAGAGAAGAUCUUGCUUUAGCCAAUGCAAAAGAGAAGGCACUGCAGCUGCGGGAUAACUGCAAUACUCUAAUUAAAGGGGAUGCUAAAUCAGGAGCAGAAUUUUUCGCAAAUCGAACUUAUCAAAAGUCUGAAUAUGCUUGAUGAAAACACCACUCCACAGCCAUUUUCCAUAGGAAGGAGAGGAAGGGCUUAAAGAUUUAUUCUUUGCCUUGCAUUUUGAUUGUAAUAAAUGAGAAGAGAAAGAAGUGCAUAUACAUUGAUCGUUCUCUGAUCCUAGUUAGUUAGACUGUUAAGAGUCAACUGUCAUGUAUUUAAUUUAUUUAUUUAGGAUCAAACUCAAAUUCUCAAAUGAAUUAGAAAGAAUUUUCACAAA